This is a messenger RNA of Papaver somniferum (opium poppy), 1200 nucleotides long. RefSeq lists its product as uncharacterized. The record is from RefSeq and is a predicted model, not a curated record. NCBI's taxonomy places the organism in Eukaryota, Viridiplantae, Streptophyta, Magnoliopsida, Ranunculales, Papaveraceae. Bases 169 to 738 code for a protein of 189 amino acids. The transcript has 6 exons.
UUGAAAAGCAAAGUGCUACAAGAAAUUCAACAAAAAGUGGAAAAGCUACAAGUAGACGUUAAAAGAUUUGAUCAAAUUUCUACACUCGCUAGCUGUGAAGCUCGGAUUUCGGCGUUGGAGAAUGAAAUCAAGACCAACAAUAAGAAAUCUGAUGAGGACAAGGGUUUGAUGGGGCUUGUUGAAAGCUUUUUCACUAAUCUGUCCGAAGUCCAAAAGAGGAUCAAGGCGUAUGUCAAAGAGAAGAUUGGAAAGAAUAUGUCUGACAUGGAGAACUUCGUAAGGGAACAGAUGUUAAAGGAAAUGCAAGAGCGGCAGGAAGAUAAAUCUAAUAAUGUGAAUCUAUUGCGGGUAAAGAACUUCAAGAAGAAGGUUGAGAAGAUAAAGCUAGAGGGAGUGAAGCUACUAAAGGAAGCCAAGAAGGCUGCAAAGAACGUCCAAGCAAGCACAGCAAUGUUUUCCGUUCUUAUCGGAAGCUUCAUUAACUUACAAACGAUCAGGCAGAACCCUGAGUAUUACUGGUUGCUUAUUGUGUUGACUGUGACGAUGUUUUUUGGUACGUUGUUUAUCUCGUUCAUGUCUUUUACGGACCUAAAAAAGUAUGAAAAGAAGCUGCUAGCACUUGAAGAAAGUCAAGGUCCGGUGUAUGUAGCUGCCAACAAGUUUAUAAUCGAGUUAAAGACGCUGAUGCCAGAUCAGUCCACUCUGUUGUAUUGGACCUUCGAGAUUUCGAAUAGCUGACAGCCACGAGAGAAACCUAUGGCAAACUAUCAUUGUCAUACUGGUUUGCUUGGGGUAUAUUCAGCUUGUUUUCGCUGAUAAUUCCCGCACUAUUACUGAUUGAUAUCUUAAUAAACGCUAAAAUCCCACCAGCAGAUGGAGGUCAUUGCUGCUCAUGUACCAAGCAGAGCAUUCUAGAUAUUUGAUGAUGAGGUAUGAGGAUGCCAUUGUGGUGGAGAAUAAAGAAAGAGGCUGGAAGUAUCAAUUCUUUGGUCGGGUUCGUGCAGUGUUUGGGUUUGGAAUGAUUGGAUCUGCAGAAUGAUUUUUUUUUUCUAAUCUGAGAAGUACUCUGAACUCAGAUUGUUAUCAUUCUCGUGCGCAUUUUAUUGAUGUAGUGUGUUGCACUUUGUUUUACCCACUGUGCUUAACCAAAUGCAAGUGAACUUUACUGUUGAAAUAUCAUUACGCUCGUUCUUUCCUGUA